Molecule: messenger RNA, 1902 nt
Organism: Necator americanus (New World hookworm)
Lineage: Eukaryota; Metazoa; Nematoda; Chromadorea; Rhabditida; Ancylostomatidae
Exons: 16
Coding region: 1-1902 (633 amino acids)
Biological process (GO): SRP-dependent cotranslational protein targeting to membrane
Cellular component (GO): signal recognition particle, endoplasmic reticulum targeting
Molecular function (GO): 7S RNA binding; protein binding; ribosome binding
Source: RefSeq, a predicted model, not a curated record
AUGACAACGGAGGGGGGAUUACGCCAAUGUCUCACUGACCUGACAAGGGCCGACACUAGUGGUGAUUAUCAAAAAGCUCUACAAGCAGCUAAUCGAAUCAUCCGUCGCUAUCCAAAAGAACAGUACGCAUUCAAGUGCAAGUUGGUAUGUCUUAUCCAAUUAGCUAUGUACGACGACGCUCUUACGCUGCUCAAGAAGACACCACCUAGCCAAAUGGGUGAGUGUGCUUUUGAAAGAGCAUAUAUUUUCUACCGGCUCGAGAAGAACGAUGAAGCAUUGGAGGCGCUUGAAGCGUGUGAUCCGAAAGACUUUCGCGCUUUGGAGUUGAAAGCUCAGCUUUGCUAUCGCUUAGAUCGGUUCCAGGAAGCUUAUGACAUAUUUCGAGAUUUGCUCCGUAACCACUCUGAUAGCUACGAUGAUGAACGAAAGGCAAAUUAUCUUGCAGUACAGGCUCAGCUCGAGGCUAUAGGAGUUAAACAGCAAACAAACGAAGACAAUGAGACAUUUGAGCAGCUCUACAAUACAGCUUGUCAGCUAAUUGAAGCGGGAGAUUACGACGCCGCACUGACAAACCUUGACAAAGCCAUAAAUUCUUGCCGUGAUACUCUGAGCGAGGAGGGCUUGGACGAGGAUGAAAUUGAAGACGAGUUAGCAAUGUUACGUGUUCAGCGCGCUUUUGUAUUGCACAAGAUGGGUCGAAAAAAGGAAGCCAUUGAGAUCUACAAGUCUCUUCAAGCAGCUGGGCCGUCUGACGUGAGCGUCGUGGCCACCGUUGCAAACAACAUGGCGAGUGCAUUGAAGGACCAAAGCCUAGCAGAUUCUCGAAAGAAACUGAAGGCUGCUCUGCAAAUGGAUCAAAAGAAAUUAUCUACUCGUCAGAGACGUACUCUUAUGCUGAACAAUGCUCUCGUAUUGCUCCACUCCAAUCAAAGAGAGCCUUGUCGACGAGCUUUGGACGAAUUGGUGAACCUGUUUGGAGCUUCCAGAGACAGUCGACUGAUUGAAGCAGCUUUGUGUUUCAGACUUAACGAAUAUGAGAAGGCCAUCAACAUGCUAGCAAAUGGAGAUUUACAGAUGGAUCUGACUCGAAUACACCUAAUGAUCAACAGCGGAAAACUAGACGAAGCGGUAACUGCUCUGAACAAAUUACCUGUCAAUAUUCGUUUGCAACCUGCUGUAGUGAGUCUUGCGGUCAGCCUGUUGGUGUCUUUAGAAAGAAAAGAUGAGGCGUUAAAGAUGCUUAAUGAAGCUGCUAGUCACACGCGUGAUCUAAAAGUCCAGCGACAAGUUCUUGACCAAGCGGCCUUGCUGGAGUCUUCAAGAGGAAACUCUGCCGAAGCCGCCGCCUAUCUUGAGAAACUUGCUGAGUUUGAUCCUAAUGAUAUCCGUGUAUUAUGUCGACUUAUUCGUGCGUACACUGAUGUAAACCCAAAAAAGGCUGAGGAACUCAGCGCACAGGUGUUCCCGGAAACAAUGGAGGAAGGCGUUGACGUUGAUAGUAUAGAAGAGAGUGAUUGGAUUCUUUAUGGUGAAAAAUAUAAACAGAAGAAGGAGGCAAAAUCUGAAGUUGAAGAUACGGAAAUAGUUACAAGGAAGUUGAAGAACCGCAAAAGAAAGCGGAAGCUCCGCCUUCCAAAGAACUACGACCCGAAUGUACCUCCUGAUCCAGAAAGGUGGCUGCCGAAGCAGGAGAGAGCCGCUUACAAAAAGAAGCAAAAGAAGAACCGUGAUCGAGACAUUGGACGAGGGACCCAAGGAUCUGCAUCAACAAAUCCUAAUGUAGAGUACGUAUCGGCUUCGCCAAGUUCUCCAAGACCAGUCGCUGCAGCACUUCCCGAGGGACCUCGUCAGCUGCGACCGAAACAGCAGCCAAAAAAGAAGAAGAAGCCUGCAAAGUUCUAA